Ostertagia ostertagi is the source of this 432-nucleotide messenger RNA. The record is from the annotation of a GenBank genome assembly. NCBI's taxonomy places the organism in Eukaryota, Metazoa, Nematoda, Chromadorea, Rhabditida, Trichostrongylidae.
AUGGAAGCCAGCCGGCGGGAGCGUGACCGCAUCCGGUCCACGACAGCAGCAGCCCUCAAGGCGCAGCUACGGGAACAGGUCCUGCGGGAGCUGGCCCGCGAGCAGCAGCGCCGAGCUAAGGCAGAAGCUAAGAGGCUAGCCCGCGAGCUGUCAGCGGCAGAGAAGCCGCGCGCCCGUGAGGUGGCCGAGCUGGCCGCGCUGGAGGCUCUCCUGGAGCCCGAGAAGGCCGCAGCCGUCGCCAGCCGCAAGAAGGCCGCCAGCGCCCGCGCAAGGGCCGCCAAACAGACCGAGGCAGACGACCGGCACAAGACAGCCCAGGCCGCAGCACAGGACCGCCUCCAUGCCAGCGCGGCCAGGCGGCCCAGGCCGGGCACUUCGACUGUCCUCCGGCAAGACCAACAAGCCCACGACGAAGCACCUCCGUGGGAAUGA